AUGCUCAAGGCGAACCUUGUUCACGUCCAGACUCUCCGCGCCUCGGUCGGCUCGUCCAUCGAGGUUUUUACCUUUGGCAAGCGGCCAAAGCCGACGCCAGCAGCUGCAGACCCGGCACCGCCUCCUCAGAAAGGCUCACGGCAGGGCGGCAAGGCCAUCUCGCCGCACUCAGCGCACAAGACGCAGCACACACGCCCCCAGCCGUACCCUUCAGCCGACAAGGUGUCUCGCGGCCGAGCACCACGUCGGCGCGUCACAGUCGCAAACUCCAAAGGCGAUGCUCCGGAGCCUUCGCCGGAACCCGCCGUCCCGCUUCGCCGCUCGAACACUUCCACCUCCGUACCACCACCAGACCAUCCGCCCACCAUGAUGCAGGUCAUGCGCGGCGAACUCGACGCUGCCCACGCCGAACUUUCGCGCUCCAAGCACGAAGUCUCACGUUACGUCGAGCGCUGUCGAUAUCUGGAGCGAGCGCUUAGAGAUGCUUCGGACCGUCUGAUGCACCGCGAGCGCGAGAUCGAAGAACUCAAGCGAGAACGGUCGCGGCUCCUCACAGAGCGUGAACGUGACCGCGCACAUACACAACGUCUGGAGCGAUCACAGACCGUCGCUGUACGACGACCGGCACCGAGCCCUGCGAGCUCUCGCACGGCUUAUGACAGCGACGGUGAGACCAUCCUGGUACUCGACGAUGCCGCCUCUGCGCGUCGGCGCAAUCGCUCGGUACCGCCUGCACAGCGCUCCCGCAGCGCUCAUCCGCUCCCCCUGCCACCCAAAUCAGUCGAGCUACUGCCGAUCCGCGGCCUCGAGGUCUUUCUCUCAAAGACGGACCGAUGGUCCGGUGCGCAGGUCAUCGAGGCCGUCCAGGAUCUCAACUCGGAAAUCAUCCAACUAGCUGCCGCUGUCGUUGAAGUCACGACGGUCGCGCCAGCACCAGUCGCCACAGCGCCGCGCGUCGCUCAUGCGAAGAAGUCAAUUGCGGCUCGCCUAGGACCCGCGUUCUCGCAAGUACUCGCCGGCAGGGACCAUUCUCACGAUCCAACACUAGUACAGCUCGCCCUGCAAACCUGCCUGGCGACAUGUACCACGCGUCUGCUCUCCGUCUUCUGCAUUGGGCUACCUAUGAUGCCCAACGAGCUCUUUGCCCAGUUGUACGAGGACGUGCGCGAACAAGAGCCCCAAGCGACAUCAUCCCGCUGGCGCGCACUAACACUUCAGCACAUCCGGAACCUGAACCCGCAACUCGAGGAAAAUGCCGCGGGAGAGUUCGUCACGCAGAUCUUGCGGGCUUGGACGGAGAUCUUCGUGUUGUGCAGCUGCACGUCCGUUGAGGGUAUACCCCUACACUCGAUGGACGCCCUCCGUGCCCGCUUCGGGAGGCAAUGCAUGCGCAUCGCUAUCCGCGCGUGUAAACUCGCGCGUGUGAUCAACGAGGAGAUCAUGAGCACGAAUUUCGAGCUGCUUUUCGUCGAGAACGGCACGCGCUUCAAGCCGGACUCCAUGGUCAACGCAUAUGCUAACGCGGCAGCACCCGUUGGUCCGGUGUUGUGUACUACUGAGUUGGGUUUGCAGUGCGUUACACGCACAAAGUUGAAGCCCGGCGCGGACGUAGACGAGACCGUCGCGCGCACGCUACUUCUGCCCAAAGUCGUCCUUGAGACUGUACCCCAGGUCCUCGAUAACAUGUCCUCUGCAUGA
Peniophora sp. CBMAI 1063 is the source of this 1698-nucleotide messenger RNA. The record is from the annotation of a GenBank genome assembly. Lineage: Eukaryota; Fungi; Basidiomycota; Agaricomycetes; Russulales; Peniophoraceae.